Messenger RNA from Arabidopsis arenosa, 3001 nucleotides. NCBI's taxonomy places the organism in Eukaryota, Viridiplantae, Streptophyta, Magnoliopsida, Brassicales, Brassicaceae. The record is from the annotation of a GenBank genome assembly.
CGACACGGUGAAGAACAACAACGGGAUCCAUUUUCUUACUUGUUCUUCCUCUACCACCUGAGAAACCCUAAAACCCUAAUUCUUCAGAAAUUAGUUUCCAAAGGCGUCAAUUUUGGGCGGAAAAUGUGGUCUUCGAGAGCUCUCAAGUAUAUUUUCAGGCUAGGACCUGAACCAAUUUCUUCUUCAUCGUUUUCCGCAUAUUCGCUAUCUCGCAUCACCGGAGGUGCUCCAAUUCCGUCGCAGAACCGAUCGAUUACCUCCACGGCGCCGCUUAAUGGAUGGAUGGAUUCGAUCAAAGGCGUUUUUACCGGGAAUAAGAAUACUCCUUUGGAAGAAUCAAAUCUACCCGUUGAAGCUUUCACUCUUCUCCGAUUUGCUGAUGAACUAAAGAAUGCUAGAAGGUUAGGGAAAUUCAAGCAGUACAUUGUGGGUCGAAGCAGCGAGGCCACUUUUUCAGAUGCAUUUGAGAAACAAGAAGCUGUUAUUAGGUAUCUUGGAGCUCUUGAUGUUACAGGAGAGAAUCUUCAAGCGAGUCAAAAGCAAGAUGCGGCUAAACAUUGCAAAUGCACGAUAACAGAUGUGGAGAAUACGCUGGCCAAGUUUACUUGGGCAAGGCAAGCUCACAAGAAGAUGGCAGAGUUGAAAGAAGGAGGCAAACCGUUACCAAAGAAUAUGGGAGAGCUGCAAAAAAUGAUGGGGUCAACACCAAUGGAUCUGGCCAGAUCAAACUUAGCCAAAAGUGGGCAGAUCAGCCGCAAUGCACUUUGUCCCUGUGGUUCCAAAAAGAGAUAUAAAAGGAUAGGGGAAGCCAAAACCCCUAGCACUUGCCCACCUCCCAAAGCUGCUGGAAUAACUAGGUCUCCUUACCGCCUCCUCCAAACGAUCCUGUCGCUUCAAGGAUUGCAUCUGAUGGCUGCAAGGAAUCAAUUGAUAACACAAGACGAAGGAACGAUCCUCUAUCUGAUCUAUCUUAGCUUAAGGGUUUCUGCUUAUGAUCUUAUGGUAGUGGACAGUGAUCUAGAGGGAUUAGACCAAAAAAAGAAGGACAUGCGUGAAAUGUUUGAUCAGAUUCAGAAUAAAACUUCACUAAUUCUUCAAUUCUCGCUUAAGUGGGAAGAAAUCGACGAGAAGUUUGGUUUUCUAAAGCAACGAGCCAUGGAAGUAUCUUUGAAGGAGGAAUCUGUAAGGAAUCAGAUUCUGGAGCUGGAGAAGAAGGAAGAGAGGCUGAGGCUUGUUGAAGAGAGAGAGAGGGAGAUUGAGGAUUCCAUCAGUGCCUUGCAGGAGAAAGAAAAUGAAUCUGAUCUGAUGCUGUUUAUGGAAGCGAAUGUGAUGAGAUUGGUUCUUCAAAUGCAGUUCGAAGAAGUGGUGGUUUCUCAGCUUAACGCUCAAGAGAAAUUUCUUGGUUUGCUCCAUGAUUCGGUGAUGAAGAAGCAUGAAGAGCUAAUGACAGAGCUUGAAGCAAGGAAAAAUGAGGUUGCUUUGAUUUCUAAGACGAUCGAUGACAAGACGUGUGAUUUAGACAUGAAAGUUAAAGACUUCGAUCUUAAGCAAAUAGCUGAGUCUGAGAGAAUGAGAAAGGAGACUGAGGUGAUGGAAACAUCUCUUAAGCAACUUGAAGCGAGGGAGAAUGAGCUUAGGUUGCUUAAUGAGACCAUCCAAGAGAAAUCGAUUGAACUGGAGAAGAAAGAAGAGAACUUUCAACUGAAACAAGAAGCAGCAGCCAGAGAGACUGAAGUGAAGAACAAGUUUCUUGACUUAAAGGAAAAGAAACUUGAAGAAAGGGAGAAAGAUUUGGAGUUAAAACAGAGAGAAAUAGAAGAACGAGCAAUAGAAGCAGAGACUCGUAAGAGAACUAGGCUUGAAUAUGAGUCUCCAUUGUUGACAGAGAAGGGUAGAGAUGGUGAGACUCUGAUUCUCCCUGGAAAAAAGCAUAAAUCCAUUACAGAUUCGGCUUUUGUAGUUCCAGCUUCUACAUCUUCUCAUGUACAAAUAAUUGAAGCACAUGAAGGAGAGACUGAAGAAGCUGUCUCCAUCAAUGGCAUUGAUGAGGAUCCUGAGCCAUUCACUUUUCCUGAUCUUGCAGCUGAAACUGAAAAUGAACAUACAAGUGAAGUACAGAGAAGAGAGGCUCCUGAAGUUGUCUGCAUAGAUGAAGAUAAGCCAUUUACAUUUAAUUGUCCUGAUCCAGACUUUCACGAUUUUAACAACACAAUAAGCUCUUUCGCUGUUGGUCAAGUAUGGGCUCUAUAUGAUCCUAUAGAUGAUAUGCCUCGAUACUAUGCUCAGAUCAAGAAGGUAUUGAAAUCUCAGCUGGGUUUACGGGUGACAUGGCUUGAAUCAGUACAGACCACAGAAAACGAGGAACCAAUUCCUGCUUGUGGGAGAUUCAAACAUGGAAAACCAGAGACCAGAAGCCACUUGAUGUUUUCUCAUGAGAUGUACUGCAUCAAACGUGGCAAAAAUGUCAUAAUAAACCCGAGAAAAGGCGAGACGUGGGCCCUUUUCAGAGAUUGGACCAAGACUUGGAAGAGUCACAGUGAGCAACACAAGACUCCUUAUAGAUACGACUUUGUGGAAGUCCUGACUGAAUUUGACAGUGAUCGAGGCAUUGGAGUGGCUUAUCUAGGAAGAGUGGAGGGAUUCACAUCACUUUAUAAACAAGCUGAGCAAAAUGGUCUUGUCAAAAUUAUGAUAUCAUGUGAUGAAAUGCUUAGGUUUUCUCAUAGAGUUCCGUCUUUCAAAAUGACUGGAGAUGAGAAAGCAGGAGUCCCAGCUGGCUCUUUUGAGCUAGAUCCUGCCGCUAUUCCUCGAUUUUAUCUUAAAGAUGCUAAUGUCAAAGAAGAAAAGAUGGAGCCCAUAGUCUUGGUUUGAGUUAAGUGCAAGUCUGAUGUGUUCACUGUUCUUUAUUUAUAUAAGUAUAAAUGUAUUUAGAAGAUGCAUGGAACUGGAUCUGUAUUCCUUGGAACCUGGAUCUGUCUCUUAAUGAAUUUCUUUAUCAGGU